This is a messenger RNA of Ceratotherium simum simum (southern white rhinoceros), 5332 nucleotides long. The record is from RefSeq and is a predicted model, not a curated record. Lineage: Eukaryota; Metazoa; Chordata; Mammalia; Perissodactyla; Rhinocerotidae.
UUCUCCUCCCGACCGCUCCUUCCCUGGCCUCCAGCCCCUCGUGGGAAACAAUCCCUGGCCUGCCGGUCCACGCGGCGAGGGAGCUGCGGUAUCCUGAAGCCAUCGAAGGCUGUGUGACGGUGGAAGGUCUGGGACAAAUUUAAGAAGAGAGAGGUGAGCUGGAGCUGAGAGGGGUGGGCACGCAGGCUACGCAGGAAAUGUCACCUCUUUGGAGAGUUUGUGAGGCCGUGGUCACGAAUGAAAGGCUCACCAGCCAUAGCUAAGGGAAUUCUGUCAUUACCCCUCCCUAAACACCCCCUUCUCCCGUCAUUCUUCGUUCACUCUUUGCAGAGGUGAGCUGCCCUCAAUGUCCCAUUGUUGAUGGCAUUUAGAGAGAUGCUGAGGUUCCCGUUCUCCUGGCCUUACAGAUGCACAGGAUGGUGGUGCAGGCGGGUCCUUUUUGAGUUAUCCGUUUUGACCUUACUUGAAAGAUUAAGAAAAAAAUUGAGUCUGAGAAGGUGACUGGCUCGCGCAAUUGGUUAGUGUCAGAACCAAGAUUAGAAGUCAGGUCUGCAGAUUCCUGGGCUACUGCCCGUUUUGUCACUGUUAGGUCAAAGUUAGUAUGUUAUUAAAAGAUCAUUUUGAAAAUUGUAAGCAAGUUAGAACAAACAUUUCAAAAAAUGUAUCUUGCCUUAAAUACCCCCAUCCCUUUUUUCAGAGGUUAUCUGACCUCAUAGGAUUAAGGGUGUUAGCAGAACCUAAAUUGGUAAUAAAUCAGUAAGAGACAAAUGUUUACAUUCACUCAGUGAAAAGUAUCAUGUCUAAGCUCAACAUAUAUCGGAGCCACACAUGGACAUCUCUCCUUCCUCCACUAAGAGCGGAAAAUGAACAAAGCCCAGGAACAAGUGUCAUUCAAAGAUGUAUGUGUGGACUUCACCCAGGAAGAGUGGUGUUUGCUGGAUCCUGCUCAGAAGAUAUUAUACAGAGAUGUGAUCCUGGAAAAUUAUAGCCACCUUGUCUCAGUAGGAUAUUGCAUUUCUAAGCCAGAAGUAAUUUUCAAGAUAGAGCAAGGAGAAGAGCCCUGGACAUUAGAGGAAGGAUUUCCAAACCAGUGUCGCCCAGAAGACUGGAAAGUUGAUGACCUGAUAGAGAGCAGCCAGGAAAAUCAAGAUGAACAUUUUUGGCAACUUGCUUUCACCACCAACAAAACAUUAAGUACAGAUAGUGGUGAUAGAGUAAGGAAAAGUUUCAAUCUGGGUACAGACUCUGUUCCAUCAAGAAAUUUUCCACAUAAGUUAUGUGACUCAUGUGAAAUGAGUUUGAAAAAUAUUUCAGGCUUAAUUAUUAGUAGAAAGAACUAUUCUGGAAAGAAGCCUGAAGAGUUUAAUGUAUAUGAGAAGUUGCAUCUUGAUAUUAGGCAUGAGAAAAUUCCUACUGGAGGGAAAUCUUACAAAUAUAAUCAAAAAAGGAAUGUCCUCAGUCAUAGCCAGGCUCUCUCUCAGUCAAUUUUUCACCAGCCUUUUGAGUAUAAUGAAAAUGGACAAGGCUUCCAUGAGGAGGCAGCCUUUUUCACAAACAAGAGAACUCAGAUAGGAGAGACACUCUGUAAAUAUAAUGAGUGUGGAAGAACCUUCAUCCAAAGUUUAAAGCUCAAUUUGUCUCAGAGAACUCAUUUGGAAAUGGAGCCAUAUGAAUGCAGUAUUUGUGGGAAGUCUUUCUAUAUGGAUUUAAGAUUGGGACAUCAGAGAGCUCUUACAGGGGAGAAUCCUUAUGAAUAUAAUGGAUAUGGGCAAAUCUUCUGUGACAAUUCAACUUUCAUUAUCCAUCAGGGAACUUACACAAGAAAGAUUCCCCAUGAAUAUAAAGUAAGUCACAAAAUGUGGGAAAAGUCAGCCCUCUUUAAACAUCAGGUAGUACACUUGGGGGAGAAACCUUAUGAGCAUAAUGAAAAUGGAAGUAACUUCAACAAGAAAUCACAUCUCACGCAGCUUCGAAGAGGUCACUCAGGAGAAAAAACCUUUGAAUGUGGUGAAUGUGGGAAAACAUUCUGGGAGAAGUCAAACCUCACUCAACAUCAGAGAACACACACAGGAGAGAAACCCUAUGAAUGUACUGAAUGUGGGAAAUCCUUUUGUCAGAAACCACAUCUUACGAACCAUCAGCGAACACAUACAGGAGAAAAACCCUAUGAAUGUAAGCAAUGUGGAAAAACGUUCUGUGUGAAGUCAAACCUCACUGAACAUCAGAGAACACACACAGGGGAGAAACCCUAUGAAUGCAAUGCAUGUGGAAAAUCCUUCUGUCACAGGUCAGCCCUAACUGUACAUCAGAGAACACACACAGGAGAGAAACCCUUUAUAUGUAAUGAAUGUGGGAAAUCCUUCUGUGUGAAGUCAAACCUCAUUGUACAUCAAAGAACUCACACAGGGGAGAAACCCUAUAAAUGUAAUGAGUGUGGGAAAACCUUCUGUGAGAAAUCAGCUCUCACUAAACAUCAAAGAACUCACACAGGGGAGAAACCCUAUGAGUGUAAUGGAUGUGGGAAAACCUUUAGUCAGAGGUCAGUACUCACUAAACAUCAGAGAAUUCACACAAGGGUGAAAGCUCUUUCAGCAUCCUGAAUGUUCAAAAGCCUUCAUCUACCCUUUCAAAUUUGUUAUACAUAGUUUUAAAAAAUGAGAUUACUGAAACCCAAAGAAUGCCACAAAUGACUAGAAAGUGAAUGUCUCAUUGUACUUCAGAUAAUUAAUACUAGAAUAAAACCAUAUUAAUGUUUUGAACAUGUGAAAGCUUUCAAGAAAAAUUAAAACUUUUCAUCAUAAAAUUUGUGCUGAGGGAAAAUUUAUUCAUUUAAGUAGUGGGGUAAAAAUCUUUAUCUAGGAUUUAUGUGGUGUAGUGGAUAUGAUACCAAAAUUUUAUUGUAAAUAUAAUGGAUAAUAUUCCUUUAUACCCAUAUUCACAGUGGAAUCUGAAGCUUAAAAAAAUGACAACAGCAUUAAACAUUUAUGUGAAGAGUCCCUGAUGUUUGCAGGCCUUAUGUGAGUAUGCUAAUAUAACAGAAAUUUGAGGUAUGCUUGAUUUCUGUAUUGGGGCCCAAUAUACUUGUGAAGAGAAAAUAUGAACCCUUAGUUAAAUAACUAUUAUGGUCUAUAUUAAUAUUUCCCAAACUAAAUACCACCAGUGUCUUUAUAGGUUGACAUAAUUAUAUAUGUAUAUAUAUGUAUAUGUAUGUAAAUAUGUUCAUACACACAUACAGUGGUGUGCUAGCGUAAGCUCCUACUGGCUUCCAAGUACUGCUGAUUGUUACAUUUUCAGGAAUUUUGUGAGCCAGUUGUUAAACAUAGUCAUUAUUUAAAAAUUAUAUAAACUUACAGUUAAAUCGUAUUAAAAACAAAGGUAGUAAAUACUCAACAGUCAUCACUUCCUAAUUAUUUUAUGACAUUUUGCUAUUAUCUUUGUUCUUUAGGUUACUUGUAGUAUUGAACCUGCAUGGUGAAAGUACUGUAUAAUGGUGUGCCACUGCACAUCUGUUCCCAACUCUGCAUUCAGUGCCAUCAUGCUGAUAGCUUGGCUUUAGUGGGAGUAUUUACACCAUGGAAAUUGGCAAACUCUACAAAUCAGGGUUUUUAUUUUUUCGGAGAACCUGUUGUCACAUAUUUUCAGUAGCACACCACUGUGUAUAUAUGAAAAUAUAUUUGGAAAAUUUUAAGUACAAACUACAUACCCCUUCUCCUAUUUCCUGGCAUAAAUAAAUGGUUAUGGCCAGUUAUUACUGAACUGUCUCGUCAGUAAAGAAGCCAAAUAUGUGUUAUUGAGGUUUUUAACUACCUCUGCAUCAGUCCUAUUCUAAAUAUCACCAGAGUCUCUUUAUAGUGUGGCCAGUAUGUGUUAUUUUACAACCACAUCACCUACCUUUUCUCUGACUCAGCUGGCAUAUUUGAACAAGUAUGGCCAUUAUUACUGAACUACCACUUCCAUAAAAAAGCCAAACAAUAUUUUUCUGAGGUUUUUCAGCUAUCUCUGGGUCAGUCAAUAAUGUAAAUGCUGUUAGUAACAACGAUAUUUACAUAAAUUUUGCAAAGGUUAACAUCAGUUAUGAACAGUAAUACUCACUGCACUCUACAAAUAAGAAGUAGUAGUGUGUAAUGAAAUGCCUUUUCCAUAUGCUUGGUAUUUCAUUGCUGUAUCUAUUUAGGCAUGAUAGAUGUAACCUGAGUUGUAUGUAACCCAGGAACUAUGUAUUUAUAUUUAAUUUAAUAGAGUAUCAUAUUCUGUCUCUGUCUCCUUUGUCCUACUGUGUCCUCUGCUUCUUUGGAACACAUUGAUAAGCAGUUCCAAGAGACACUGCCCACGCAACAGACAUUCCCUACUACUUAUGUGCUGGGCUCUGUUUUGUCUCUUUGUCUAUCCUUCCCCCAGAUGAUUUAGGGGUAAAUCCAGAUUAGUCGAAGUUAGUCAUGAAGAUUCUAUUCUACUGAUUUUGUUGGGGUGGACACGUGAGCAGUGAGAUGUUUGGAAAAUAUUCUGCAGUGCUUCUGGCAGCAAUCUCAGUGAUAAAAUAUUGUCAUAACGUGAGAAGCAAUUGUUUCUCUUCUGCUGGACUUUUUCGUGUCUGUAUGUUAUAGCAGAUUAUAGCUUGUGGCCCUGAUGGGCAAUAGCCUGAAGAUAACAGUACACAAGAUGGGAAAAGCCCGGCUCAGAGGUGGUGCCACUGAGCUGCACAGCUCUAUCUGGACCUGCUCUCUACUGUGACUUUGUAUUACUGUGUUAAUAGUGGUUUCUUACUUAUUCUUAGGGCUGUUAUUUAGAGCUGAAGGCAUUCCCUCGAUACAGACUAAUUCUUUUCUAAGUGUUAAUGUUCUAUAUAGCAAUUUUGGAAAAAAAUUAUUUCUUUUAACAAGUUAAUAUAGGGAUGCCUAUUUGUAUCAGCCAUGGUUCUAGUGAAAAACAGAAUUCUGCUCCAACUAAGAAGAUAUUAAUGGCAGACUUAUUACAGUGGUUUGGUCCAGAAACAAGGAAUAUUGAAGCAACUAGAGACUAGCAUCAGCAGGAAGCCAUUACCGUUCUAAGUCCUAAAGGGGCAAAGGAUGGAAACAGGUGUUACCAGAGCCCAAUGAGAGCUGCCCUCAUGAAGGAGGGACCACCUCGUACGAAACAUAGUCACUACCAGAAUUGUGGCACCAAAUUGCUGGUGCCUCCCUUUGGAGAACGCAACCAGAUGCCAUCCACAGGUGAGCCCAGGUGGGCACAGCGAAGGCCUGGGUGGAGCCGAUGGAGAAUAAGCAGCACAGUGUUUUUAUUCCUGUGUUAAAGGCUCAGUAUUAGAAAUAAAGUUAUUCCACUGGUUGAAAGU